AUGGUCUCUCUCCGAGCAGUGCGCGCCCACAACGCGUCCCUGAAAUCCCUUGGGGCGAAUCUCGUCGCCGUAUUUGUUGGCGGAACAUCCGGCAUAUCUCUCUCCACAGCCCUUUCCCUCGCGCGCCACACCGUCUCCCCCACGAUCUACUUGAUCGGACAGAGCAGACAAGCCGCUGAGAGCGCGGUUCGCUCGAUCAGAGCGCUGAAUCCGUCCGCUGAGGCGAUCUUCCUGCUAUCAGACAUUUCGCUGAUGAAGAACGUGGAUCAGAUCUGUAAGCAGAUAGAAUCUAGGGGAAGAUAUGUCAACAUCGUCUUCAUGACGCCCGGUUACUUGACCCUCAGGGGCAGAGAUGAGACGACUGAAGGGCUGGAUCGGAAAUUUGCGCUUCAUUACUAUGCGCGCAUGCGCUUCGUCAACCGGUUACUCCCGCUUCUUGAAUCUGCUGCGGACAAGAUACCUUCAGCCUCAUUAAAGUGCGGCCACCAUGCCUCGCUCAUGACCAAUUUCUACUUGGAGGAGAUGGCACGGCGAUACAAAAAUACGUCGUUUGUGCACGCGUAUCCCUCUGGGGUGAAUACCGGGAUUUUGCGCGGUUUGCCCGGUGGACAGAUCGCCAGAAGCUUCCUGAGCGUGCUCCUGAAGCCGUUCAUGGUGCCACUCGAAGAAAGCGGGGAGAGACAUCUGUUCGCCGCGACGAGUAGGAAGUUUCCCUGUGCUGCCAGGGGUAAAGGCACUGACGGCGACCAGGAAGACGUAGCCCCGGGGAGCGGUGGCAGGCCAGGCAGUGGAUGCUACUGGGUCAAUUGGGAUGGGGAGGUCUUUCCGGAGCACGCGAGCAUCAAGCAAAAGAGAGCAGAGGGCGCUGUUGAGAGGGUUGUAGAGCAUACCGAAGAGGUUCUCAGGCGCGUUUGCGAGAACAGUUCCCCGCAAUAG
This is a messenger RNA of Aspergillus nidulans FGSC A4, 936 nucleotides long. RefSeq lists its product as uncharacterized. The record is from RefSeq and is a predicted model, not a curated record. NCBI's taxonomy places the organism in Eukaryota, Fungi, Ascomycota, Eurotiomycetes, Eurotiales, Aspergillaceae. The transcript is spliced from 3 exons. The coding region runs from base 1 to 936 and encodes 311 amino acids.